CCCUCUAAGUACCGCGACUAAAGUGUGCCAGGCUCGUCUCAGUCCUUGAAAGUGGGCAUUGGCGGACACGGCUCAACCCGCCUCAACCCGUUCCUCCUUUGACCCUUUCCUCCAGCCCAUCUUCGGGCAACUGGCUCGACCCUGUGCAACUAGUGGCUGGCUGGUCUGACUAGUCAGGCCAGCCCCUCGACCCCUGGGGUAGCGUUUGACCCAUAGGUCAGCAGAGGAGGAUCGCUGUGCUGGACUGGGCUCACCCACCCCCAGCCUGCUCAAGCUCCGCUCAAGCUCCGCUCAAGGCUCGUUCAUAGUAGGGUUUGAGCCGAGUAUGGCCCCUACGGGCCAUGGCCACACCCUCGGCCACGGCCACGAAAUGAACGGACUAAAGAAUGCUCAAAUGGGUCAAUCGGGGAGCGGAAGUGGCGGUGGGGGUGGGGGUACGCCCCUGGAGGAGCUUCAAGCUAACCAUGAGCUCUUUCUUCAGGCCUUCGAAAAACCCACUCAAAUCUAUCGGUACCUCCGGACGAGGAACAUUUUGUCGCCCAUCUUCUUAAACCGAACUCUAACUUUCAUGAAAGGUCGUCAGUCACGCUCGAAUGGAUCGCGGAAACACUUCAAAGUGGACACUUUGUUGGAGCGGAAAAUGAAAACCACUCAAAAUGCCACCGAGCCCAAAGCCUUCAUGACCCUCACCUUCCUGGGAUUCUACGAUAAAAGAAGAGAAAGGCCCAUGGAGCGUGUGGGCGUGGAGUUGAUUCUGCUCAAAAUGGCACACAAAAAGCGGAAAGAGUCUGCAUCGCCUGUGGUUGAAGUGUCUCUUGGCACGAGUGAAAUCCCGGUGAAUCCCUCCGAGGACCACCCUCCUAGCAAAGCGCCCGCUCUCUCCAUUCCCUCCGAAUCCUUUAGUCUCUUUAAUGGCCAUCAAACCAAAUCGUACUCGUUGCUUGUCCGGGUUCACCAGUCACCAUUCACACAGAUGACGAACAAUGGCUCAAACCAAAAUGGAGAGGAGAAUCUUGAACCCUCGUGUAAGCGGAGGAAACUGUUACGGGGCUCCACAGAUUCAGGAAAGAUCUUGUACUCAGAGUUAGUUGUAUACGACAAACAUUCCCGAUGCUUGCUAACCGAAGGCGAAUAUGAAGUGAUUCUCUCAGAAACGGAUUCUGCCUCUGAAAACAUUUCCCCCAAGAAGAACAAUUCGUCUUGGGAAACGAUUGGCAUGGACAAAAAGGACCGAGUGAUUGCGCAUCAAUUUGAAGCCUUUACCUAUUCUCCCACCAUCAAAUUUCGGCUCUCUUGGAGUUGUGAACCUGCUGGUUCAAUGGUCGAAAGACCGAGACCUCUAAUGCCCAGAGAUAACACAUCUGAUCUCGCAUCGAUUAGAUCUAAAGAUCGUACACGCACCAACCGUGGACCCAGACAAACACAUAAACGCACCCCAUUGGAAAAACCACCUCGCAUUGUUUAUCAGUUCUUGUACAACAACAAUUCACGUCAACAAACCGAAGCCCGAGAAGAUCUCCAUUGUCCUUGGUGCUCUCUGAAUUGUUUGGAAUUAUACGCUCUCCUCAAGCAUCUCAAGCUUUCCCAUCCAAGGUUUUUAUUCACCUACGUGCCAAUUGAGGAAGGAGCAAGGAUCGACGUGUCUGUGAGCGAGCUCUACGAUUCCACGUAUGUGGGUAAUCCACAUGAUCUGAUCACGCAACCGCCGGGAUUCGCUUUCUCGAGAUAUGGGCCGGUUCAGAGGACUUCCAUCACCAACGUGAUUGUAUGUAAGCCCAAGAGAUCGAAUACAAGUCUCUCGGAGUUCCUGGAAAUUGAUGGAGAAAACGGACCGUACGAUGGCCAAAGACCCUUUGUCACUGGUCACAAUAGGUUAUAUCAUUACUCAACAUCAAAUCUACCCAUGCCCCCGCAUGCUAUUUUAACGGAUUCGACCGAAGACCGAGUUGACCCACCUUGGUUGAUGACCAAAAUUUGCCGCAUGAUCGACGAGUUCUCGGAUGUCAAUGAUGGAGAAAAGGACUUCAUGAAACUGUGGAAUCUUCAUAUACAACAUUACAC
Messenger RNA from Tigriopus californicus, 2061 nucleotides. RefSeq names its product polycomb protein suz12-B-like. The record is from RefSeq and is a predicted model, not a curated record. Gene Ontology annotation, molecular function: chromatin DNA binding. Gene Ontology annotation, cellular component: nucleus; ESC/E(Z) complex. NCBI's taxonomy places the organism in Eukaryota, Metazoa, Arthropoda, Copepoda, Harpacticoida, Harpacticidae.